Messenger RNA from Echinops telfairi (small Madagascar hedgehog), 1907 nucleotides. RefSeq names its product translocase of inner mitochondrial membrane 29 (gene TIMM29). The record is from RefSeq and is a predicted model, not a curated record. Gene Ontology annotation, cellular component: TIM22 mitochondrial import inner membrane insertion complex. The coding region runs from base 154 to 918 and encodes 254 amino acids. Gene Ontology annotation, biological process: protein insertion into mitochondrial inner membrane. NCBI's taxonomy places the organism in Eukaryota, Metazoa, Chordata, Mammalia, Afrosoricida, Tenrecidae. The transcript is spliced from 2 exons.
GGGCUCCGACUGAUUUCCGGUGCCGGUCCGUGUGCUAUCCUCUUCCGACGGGCUCCACUUCCUGUCGUUGGCGGCCGCCCGGAAGACUUCCGGGCCUUUUACGUCACGUACCCGGCGUUUCUCUUCGGAGAACGGACACCGGGCCGGAAGAGGAUGGCGGCCGCCGCUCUGAGGAGGUUUUGGUCCCGAGGCCGCGGCGAAGCGGGCGACGCCGUGGGCGCGAGGCCGGGCGUGUGGGCGCGUCUGGGCGUCUGGUCCCGCUCUCUGCUCCGGGACUACGCCGAGGCCUGCGGGGACGCGGCGGCGUCCGCCCGAGCCCAGCCGGCCCGAGCGGCCGUGUACGCGGGACUGCUGGGCGGAGCGGCCGCGUGCUGCGCGCUGGCGCCAAGCGAAGCGUCCUUCGAGGAGGCGCUGCUCGACGCCUCGGGCACCUUGCUGUUGCUGGCGCCGGUCACGCGCAACCGCGCCGCCGAGACCUCCGUGCAGCGACUGCUCUGGCUGCGAGGCCGCGGCCGUCUGCGCCACCUGAGCCUGGGGCUCUGCUCGCUGGUCUACGAGGCGCCCGUGGACGCCCAGGCCAGCCUCUACCAAGCCCGCUGCCGCCACCUGCAGCCCCGCUGGGCCGACUUCCCGGGCCGGAUACUGGACGUGGGCUUCGUGGGCCGCUGGUGGGUCCUGGGCGCCCGGAUGCGAGACUGCGACAUCAAUGACGACGAGUUCCUGCACCUGCCGGCGCACCUGCGCGUCGUCGGGCCCCACCACCUGCGCUCCGAGACCAACGAGCGGCUCUUCGAUGAAAAGUUCCAGCCCGUGGUGCUCACGGAUGACCAGGUGGACCAGGCGCUGUGGGAGGAGCAGGUGUUGCAGAAGGAGAAGAGGGACAGGCUGGUCCUGGGGCAGCCGGAGGCCCUGAGAUGAAACGCCUCCCCCCAGUCGGUGUGCGGGGACUUCCAGGCAGGCCCCGACAAACGUGACGUCCUCUCUUGCUGGACAGUGACGUUUUCGAGGAGUCUGUUUCCCCCUCACCCGCGUCCUUGUUCGCGGACGUUUAUCCAGAGUGGCCUGGCCCUAGAAGUUGAGGCUUGCAGAGGGAUGUGUCCUUGUAACCAACGAAGUUCUCCCCGUUGUGGCCGCCAGAGCUAGGGAUCAGGAUGCGGGAUGUGCUUCGGGCUUCACAACACCACCGCCCCCACCCCCACCCCCCACCAAAGUACCAUAUUUAUCCUCAGGUGACUCCCAAGCUCACCUAAGACCUUUCAGAUGUUUGUUUUACUUAAUUCAAGCGGAAAUGUUUGAAUUCUACGAUUGACUUUGACGUCUCAGUUUUUAUAGCAACCUCCUCCACUUUUCAUUUGAGAACAUUGGAAUUGUGGCAGGCUCCGUGGGAAAUUGGGAAAAGAAAGCUGAGACAAGCCGACUCCCUUUCUCCGACUGGUUACACCCCACACAAUGCAUUUAAUGUUGGAUUUAAUAACAACCCAAAAACGCUGCUGGUACAACCCUCUGGGUUUUACUGAGACUUUUUUUUUACUUUAAAGGAGUUUGGGAUAUCUUUUUUUCUUUUCUUUGUAAAGGAGGCUUGAAAUACUUUAUUUAUUAGUGUGGCAAUCUGGUUCUGUUCUCCUUCAGUAACCCUGACAAUAGUCCCGUAGCUGAUAAAGAAUCAGCAAGUCGGUGAUCAGAGCUGGGCCUUACCUAGGUAAUGGUGGUCUUGUCAACUUUUAAAACUACACUGUUAGGGGAAUGAGACUCUACCUCUAUUGCUAAGGUGACUAGCCGGUUAAUAAAUGAGGAGAUAAAAUACUGUAAUGUUUGUACUUGUUUGUUUUGUCACUUGUAAGUUUUGACAUUUGGACCUUUCAUUCGUAACAUGGGUGCGUUAAAAAUAAAAAGGCAAGAAAGACCAA